AUGAUUUACACUGCUUUAUCUGAAUCAUUCAGAGGACAUCUGCGUCCAGUUACUGCUAAAUCAUUCCUGUCGCAGUACCAGGCAUUAAAUAAUACAUUUGAAGAAAAUGGAAUCAAGAAAGCGCAAGAGACUGAUGAUUUUAAGGAGCUAAUUUCACUUAAAACACAAUACGAUACAAAUGAAAAAUCAGCGCAUAACAAUGCAGCAUCUAAUUUCACACCCGAUGUUAUGCCAAUUGAGAAAUAUAGAUGCUGUGUGCUUUCUGACAACGAUAGACCAGUUUACUACAACGCUGUCAUUCUGCAGUCGUUCACGAGACCGGAUGGACUCAUCAGUGCCCAGUACCCACUUAAGAACCAGUGUGAAGAUUUCCUGUAUCUUGUGAAAGAAAGCAGAGCUGGCACUGUUAUUUUUCUGGGACCUCUUGAAGAUUUACCCUCGACAAAGGUGUGGUUUCCAUCAAAGAAUGAUAGCAAAGUUGUAGGAAAGUUUACAGUAAAAAUGACUAAGUGUCACCCCUCAGAUGCUAUCACCAAAACUAAUAUCAUUAUUCAAGGAAAGGGAUUCCAUGACACCCGUAUUUCUGUUUUGGAAUGCAACUUCUGGAAAGGUGAAGCUUUAACUGCCGAUUGUAGGAAAGUUCUUGAUGCAAUCAAUGAAACAAAACUGGAAGAGAGGACGCACUCGAACAAUAGAACACUGGUCCUUUCAAGUGACGGGGCCCAGCGUUGUGGUCCAUUCUGUGUCGCUUACAAUGCAAUAGAGCAACUUAUUCUCGACAAGGAAGUUGAUAUCUUUACAGCUGCACGUCUGAUACAAAUUCGUAGACCAGAAUUUAUCUCCACUUUCGAGGAAUAUCAAUUCUGCCAUGAACUCGUAGCGGAAUAUCUGCAGAGCGAUACAGUCUAUGCCAACUUUUGAUUUUACGUACCAGCACACUUUUAAAGUUUUAUAUAUAUAUAU
This is a messenger RNA of Saccostrea echinata, 963 nucleotides long. Its product is annotated as receptor-type tyrosine-protein phosphatase alpha-like. Gene Ontology annotation, molecular function: protein tyrosine phosphatase activity. Lineage: Eukaryota; Metazoa; Mollusca; Bivalvia; Ostreida; Ostreidae. The transcript is spliced from 8 exons. The record is from RefSeq and is a predicted model, not a curated record. Bases 1 to 921 code for a protein of 306 amino acids. Gene Ontology annotation, biological process: protein dephosphorylation.